AUGUUCGCCUUCGUGGUGCUGCUGCCCAUCAUGGUGGCGUCGACAAAGAUGCAACAUCGGGCUACGCUGUCGAGGCAGUACAAGGGGCUGAUUUGCAUAGGAGUCUUCAUGGCCCUGAACGUCAGCCUCAACAAUCUCAGCCUGGUCCAGAUAUCCCUGUCCCUCAACCAAGUAAUCAGGGCAUCGAUGCCAGUGGUGGUGGCAGCGGUGGCGGUGUUUGUGGAGAGGAAGGUGCCAACGAGGACGGAGCUGGUGGCGUUACUAAUGCUGACUGCGGGCGUCAUUGUCAGCGUUUUCGAGGGCAAGGCCGGCGGCAACACGUUUGGCAUCUCCCUCAGCAUCACGGGUGUGCUGUGCGCAGCUGCCAUGAUGUCAACGGUGGGAAAGGUGCUGAGCGAGAAGAUGGACGUUCUGCAGCUGGCGUUCUACACCGCGCCUGUAUCAUCCGCUGUCCUGCUGCCCUUCUUCUGGUUCCUGGAGAAGGACCAGUUUCUGGUGUAUGCGGCGGACAACGGCGGGGCAGUUCUGGUGAUAGUGCUGCUGGGAUCUGUCGUGGCGCUCGCUUACAACGUCACCCACAAUCUGCUCCUCAAACGCACCAGUUCAGUCGCGGUGACGGUCCUUGGGGAGGUGAAAAUCGUGGGACUGCUGGUUCUCUCAGCAGCGGUGCUCCCAGGGGAGAGCAGCCAGUUCACAGCACGCAUGACAGCCGGAUGCGUCAUGGCGAUGGUGGGCUUCUGUUUGUAUUCGAACGCGAAGAUCGUGGCGGCCAGGAGGGGGGGUCCCGGCGGGGGGACCUCUGGUGCGGCGCGGGGAACGGCGCCCGAGACGCGGCGCGCUGACGUGGAGGAAGGGGAACCCCUGCUGCAGGCUGAGAGGCCGCGGCCGGAGCAGCAGGCGGUGAUUCAGGUGAUGGACAAGCCGGGCAAGGAGCACGCGCCAAACGCCAAAUUCCACGCCACCGAUGGCCAGAUGCGCGUCGUUGCCAACGUGCAAGCCAGCGCAGCCGCAAACUACAUGCCGCAUGCCACCCGCUGA
This is a messenger RNA of Coccomyxa subellipsoidea C-169, 1038 nucleotides long. RefSeq lists its product as hypothetical. Gene Ontology annotation, cellular component: Golgi apparatus. The record is from RefSeq and is a predicted model, not a curated record. Bases 1 to 1038 code for a protein of 345 amino acids. NCBI's taxonomy places the organism in Eukaryota, Viridiplantae, Chlorophyta, Trebouxiophyceae, Coccomyxaceae. Gene Ontology annotation, molecular function: antiporter activity. The transcript is spliced from 6 exons.